Phodopus roborovskii (desert hamster) is the source of this 986-nucleotide messenger RNA. RefSeq names its product fibronectin type III domain containing 9 (gene Fndc9). The transcript is spliced from 2 exons. The record is from RefSeq and is a predicted model, not a curated record. The coding region runs from base 259 to 939 and encodes 226 amino acids. Lineage: Eukaryota; Metazoa; Chordata; Mammalia; Rodentia; Cricetidae. Gene Ontology annotation, molecular function: protein binding.
UCCUCUCACUGGGCAAAAGCCUUCUCAGACUGGUCCCUGAAAGCAUUGUGCGUAGAUGCCUGCUGGUUGCCAUGGUGAAUGAUGCUGAUCUGAAGAAAUGAAUAAUGUGAGCAUCGGGGGCGACAGUGGCAUUACUCAGCGAUGAGAGAGACAUCCAGGAGAGCCUAGUGCGGAGGAGGGAAAAGCACAUCAUCUCGGAUUUGGUCCACUCUCAGAGGAAGAAGUCUAACCAUAAAUACUGCCAGCAUCAGAACCGGGAUGAACAUUGAGGUUGGGAACGUGUCUUACACGGGAGCCAUCAUCUCCUGGUCAUCCUCAGAGCCCUGCCUGGAGGACUAUUACCAUAUUAUGUACAGGCCCAACUGGAACAGUAUCUUCUCUGGCUACCUGCGCUACAGCUUCCAUCACGAGGAGAAGGUGCCUCGAACCAUCACCUCUGUGGCGUUGGAACACCUUGCCCCUUCCACUCUCUACUUCCUCUGUAUCAGCUGCAAGAAGGCUGCCUUCCCAUACAGUCACUACUGUACCAUGUUCCACACCCUGGAUAAGAGUCCACUAGCCGCAGGGGGCUCCCUGGUAGACCCCCAAAUUUCCCUUUGGGUGCUGAUGGCCAUUUUGCUGGCAUGCUUCACUGCUGUGCUGGCCUUCAUCUGCCUCCAGUUCUGGUGUAUCCGUUGUCAUGAGCCUCGAUGGUCUUACAGAGCUGGCCACAUGGAGGAAGCCAAUGGGUUGGUAAGAUGGCCAGAGGAAGCCCCAGCUCUGGGUCAGAGGGAAGAAGAUCUGCAAGGGCUCCCCCUUGUGGAACUGUCACGCAAGAACUCUGGGGGCAGAGCAGAAGCUGAACCAGAAGCCGAAGCCAACCAGGAUGCCUUGGGUGCAGUGGCCUUAGCAAGGGAGGGUGGUGACCAACCAGCCAUACUGCCUCACUACAGAGAGUGAGCGAGCAAUGGGGAGGAGACCACCCAUUUCACACAGCCUAAAUUGUU